Messenger RNA from Gracilinanus agilis (Agile Gracile Mouse Opossum), 2354 nucleotides. RefSeq lists its product as uncharacterized. The coding region runs from base 255 to 2141 and encodes 628 amino acids. The record is from RefSeq and is a predicted model, not a curated record. Lineage: Eukaryota; Metazoa; Chordata; Mammalia; Didelphimorphia; Didelphidae. The transcript has 2 exons. Gene Ontology annotation, molecular function: structural molecule activity.
GUCGCUGCAGGAUUAGCUACCCUCGCAGUUAGGAGACCGCAAUUGACGUCCGAACAGGGACCCCCGAAGAGACCCCGUAACCCCGAUUGCAGUGCUGGCCACGGCAUGACUGGAGGAAAGGAGCUUGAUCACGAGUCUGCAGCUCGGGAAAAGGAUCCCGAUGGGUACCAGUCAAAUGGACCAGACCUUAUUCGUUGGAUGAACAGACUGAGACUAAGACGACCCAGAGGAAAAAAAAAAGAUCAAGGAAGAUAAUGAAAAUGCAGAAGACAAGACUAUUGACUCUAAUCACUAUGAUGACACAGUUGGCGAUUAGCUCAGCCAGCUCAGAUAAACAAGUUCAUUGGGUGGUGUGGGAAAGACCACCCUGGGUCAAUAUUGUUGAAUUACAAGAGGUGAUUCCGGAGGUUACCUUGCAUAUACAACAACAAGGUGUUGAUAAUGGACAUGGGUGGAAUCUCACUGUGGUAUCAGGAGAGCUGAAAUAUCCUCCCUUAUUGAAUGUUCACCCCGAGGUACUGAACUAUAAAUCAGUCUCUUUCAACUGGACAGGUUUGACUUUUAACCCCCCACUCUGUUAUAAUCACAAUUCUUGUUUACCUCUGACUAAUCUCACUGAUCAUUUUUAUGGGGCUCUUCAAAUUGGGGAACAAAAAGGACAAUCUCGGCUCCAAGGCAACUUCACUGCCUGGGCUAAGAUCUCCUAUCAAGGUUGGAAAGGAACCAUCACAAACCAGACCAAUACCACUAUCCAAAGUGAUCAUUGUCCUUAUCAAACUCAAUGGCAAAUGCCUUUUACAAGUGUACAGGGGGUUUUCCCUCCUUUGUUAAAAUGUGAUAGGACGGAAGUGGAGAUUGUACAGUACUAUAAUUUGACCUUCUUUUCACAGCAUAAUGAUACCUUAUGUCAUAAUAAUUCAUUCCCACAUGCACCUUCCAAAAGAAAUGCUGCCUGUUUUAUAGGGGGUUUUGCAUUACCCUGCUGGAGGUCGUUCGACCAGAUACCCGACAGAGCCAGGGGAUAUAGUUAUAGUAAAAUUCCUUUGGCUAUGUUUGGAAUUCAGGUCCAUAACUAUAGGGUACUAGUUCUCAAUAACACAGGAAAUCCUAUUCCUCAUUAUAUGUCAGGAAGAUAUAACCUUACAGCUUGUAUGUCGGGAGAUUAUGCUUUCCUGUCUGGUCCAAAGGACAGUAUUAUUAUUAACCACACUAGCACUCAUUGGAAUAUAAGUUGUAACAAUUGUAAUGUUUCAGAAUGUGUGGACCAGUCUCAUCACGAUAAGACAGUGUUGGUUGUUAAAAGACCUUCUAUGGCACUUAUGACCGCCAAGCAUGAAGGAGCUUGGUAUGGUACCCCUGCCGAUAAAACAAUAGACAAGUUAAAUCAGCUGAUAAUUCACCGGCAAAAGAGGUGUAUUUCCUGUAUAAUUCUAGGAAUCGUGGCUCUACUAUCUGCCAUAACAGCCGCGACUACUGGAGGCAUUGCUUUAUCCCAGUCAGUAGCUAAUGUUAGAACCUUACAACAUGAUGCUUCUUAUCUGCACUCCUUAGCCGCUAAUGUAACAGAUGCUUUGAAAAUUCAAAAUGAAGUUAAUCAACAGUUUUUUAAUGCUAUCAAUCAAGUAGCUAAAAAUGUACUAUUGUUAAAUGAAGAAGUUAAACAUUUAGCCAUUAAAGCUAAAUUGCGCUGUGAUUACCGGUAUACCGCAUUUUGCUUAUUACCUGUAAAAGUGAAUAAUACCUUAGAUCCUUUUGAGAAAAUUAGUAAAGACUUACAAGGGUUGUGGAUGAAGGGUAACGUUACAGAAGAUAUGCAAAAGUUGGAACAGAUAAUUAAGGAUAUGGAUGAGGCCUUGAAAGAGGACCUAUCCCCAGAGCACAUUGCUGAGAAAUGGUAUGAGUGGUUACAGUCUGGCCGAGCUUUAUGGUCCCCCCUUGGACAUUUGGUUGUUACUAUGAUUUCUUUUGUUAUUAUUCUUAUAGUGGUAGUUCUAAUCCUGCCGUGUAUCCUUCGCUUUGUUGUGAGUAAUCUUUUAACCUUGGGUCGAGUAAUUCUGCAGCAGAAAGCAUUGCUAACAAAAAGGGGGAAUUGCAGUGAUGGCUCUGCCUCCUCUUCCCCCUCCCUACAUGCAAGGUCUUAAUCUGCUGACAGAGCACCCCUGAACAGGGCCCCUUGGUAAGGAACAAAACAACAAGUACAGGAUAAGCAGGUUCCAGGAAGUGAACUUUGAUGUUUUGCUAGAAACCAGUUUCUGGGAAUUGUUUUUCACUGAGCUAUCCCGCAUAUCUCAGCUUGUGGUUUUUGCCUUUAUAUACUCUGGCUUGCCUAAUAAAGAUGGUCACUAUGCACUCCA